Molecule: messenger RNA, 378 nt
Organism: Prorocentrum cordatum
Lineage: Eukaryota; Dinophyceae; Prorocentrales; Prorocentraceae
Source: the annotation of a GenBank genome assembly
AUGGGGAGCCAUUCGGGAAGCGAGGGCUGUGCAGCCCACACCUCCGACGCCUUGGACACAGAUCCAGGCGGAGCAUACCUUCCCCGCCUCAUCUCUAGACCCCCCUCCCUUUAUUACGAAAUCUGGAGUAUCUCUGCGCCCGCCGGGCUGCUGGCCGGGCGCCCGGGCGGGCGGGGCGGUGCGUCGUCGUCGGCCGACGGGGCCUCUCGGAGGCCGGCCGGCCCGCCGGCCGCCGCGCGGCGCCCCGCGGAGGGGCGGUUCAUGCCAAGCCGCCACGGUACGGGCGUCCCGCCCAUUUUUUAUUUCACAAUUGUUGAGUUUUCUUUGAGUUUUUAUUGUUCGUCGAACAUCUGCCUGUGGGGGGCCGUGCCCGACUGA